AGCCACAAUGAAACGCUACCUUGCCCCUUCCGGACACGAGCGGCAUGCUCUUAUCAGCUCCUUGACAUGAGAAUGUCCCUUGAGACCUCUCAUACGGUAGAAUACGAGAUAACCAAGAGUUUGGGUCACUAAAAUAGCAAGAUAUUCGUUCGCUUGGCUGACUGGAGAUGGUGACUGUUACCUUGUGAUAAGUCGAGUGACGUCCAGGCUUGUUUAAAACACGAGCACCCUCUCUCAUUCCCCCAGUUGUCAUCGCCAAUAUUCUGGCAAAAACAGCAGCAAUGGAUACAUUAAGUCAACGCAAGAAAUCCACGGAUAAUCCCCCUGGCGAUGCGGAUGCGGACCACAAGGGGCCCGAGGCUGCCAUGUCUGGCGAGCUGAUUUCCGCUGGGUCGCAGCAUCUGCAUCGGAAGUUGGGAGGCAAGGAGAUUCAGCUGUUUGCUGUUGGCGGUGCUAUUGGGACUUCCCUCUAUGUGCAGAUGGGAGCGUCACUCCCCAAGGGCGGACCAGCCGGCCUGUUUCUGGGGUUUGUUCUCUACGGAACUAUUGUCCUUGCAGUCAAUCAGUGUUUCGCUGAAAUGGUCACCUACCUACCCAUCGCCUCGCCCUUUGUGCGUCUCGCCGGAUUCUGGGUUGAUGAUGCACUCAGCUUUGCUAUGGGCUGGAACUACUUCUUCCUCAUGGCCUUCAACAUUCCCUACGAAAUCACCGCAAUCCACGUUCUACUCACCUACUGGACGGAUAAAAUACACGUUGGCGUCGUCGUUGCUGUUUGUCUGGUCAUUUACGCUGUCCUCAACGGCCUGACGGUGAAGUACUUUGGCAUCUCGGAAUUCUACAUGUCCAUCUUCAAGAUCUUCCUCAUGCUCGGGCUGAUGAUGUACACCUUUGUCACGAUGGUCGGUGGGAAUCCGGAUCGGGAUCCGUAUGGGUUUCGGUACUGGAGGGAUCCUGGCUCCUUCGUCGAAUACCUCGUCCCCGGCGACACCGGCCGCUUCCUCGGUCUACUCUCCUGCAUGAUCCAGGGAUCUUUUACAAUGGUCGGCCCUGAAUUCAUCUCCAUGGCCGCCGGGGAAGCCGAAAACCCGCGCCGCCUGAUGGGCAAGGCCUUUUCCUCCUUCGUCUGGCGAUUGAUGUUCUUCUUCAUCGGCGGCGCCCUGUGCGUCGGGAUCGUCAUCCCCUACGACGACCAGAUGCUUGCAGAUGUCAUCUCGGGAGAUCGAGAGGGGAGCGGGACUGGUGCUGCGUCCCCCUACGUAAUCUCCAUGGUCAAAUUCGGCAUAAACGGCGUCCCCUCGCUCGUCAACGCGCUCAUCAUGACCUCCGUCCUGUCCGCCGGAAACAACGUCAUCUUCUCCGCAGCACGCACCCUCCACGGCAUGGCCCUCGACGGCAAAGCCCCGGCCUUUUUCGCAAAAUGCAACAAGUACGGACUCCCCUACUACGCCGUCAUCGCCGCGCUCUCCUUCUGCCUCCUUUCCCUCCUGCAGAUCGGCGAGUCGUCCGCAACGGUACUCAACUGGUUCGUCGGGAUCUGCACGGCGAGCUAUCUGCUGAAUUAUUUCGGCACGGUUAUCACCUAUCUCCAUUUUUACUACACGAUGAAGAAACAGGGAAUGGACCGUUCUACCCUCCCGUAUCGCGGGUACUUGCAGCCCUACGCGGCGUGGUACGCUCUUGCCGGAACAUUCCUCAUGACGCUGGUCCUGGGCUACACGGUCUUCAUCGACGGGAACUGGGACACGACGACGUUCUUCACGAGUUAUACGAUGGUCGGGUUUUUUAUCGUCGCGUUUGUGUUUUGGAAGGUCGUCCGCCGGACACGCUAUGUUCGGCUCGGCGAGGCGGAUUUGAAACUCGGGUCCACCAAGGACGAUAUUGAUCUGUAUGAGGCGCUUUAUGAGAAGCCGGUCCGAGGAAAAGUCGGAAGUUAUUUUAAUGGGUGGUUUGAGUAGCGGAAUAUUUCCUUUUUCCUUGUUCUCUUCUUUCUUUUUGUUGUUGAGUCUGGCUUGUUUGGAGGAUGGUUCGGUUGUCGAUUGCGGGAGGAGGU
Aspergillus calidoustus is the source of this 2050-nucleotide messenger RNA. Lineage: Eukaryota; Fungi; Ascomycota; Eurotiomycetes; Eurotiales; Aspergillaceae. The record is from the annotation of a GenBank genome assembly.